Messenger RNA from Monomorium pharaonis (pharaoh ant), 7914 nucleotides. It is a transcript of the gene LIMK1, whose product is annotated as LIM domain kinase 1. Gene Ontology annotation, molecular function: ATP binding; protein binding; protein serine/threonine kinase activity. The transcript has 8 exons. Bases 333 to 3899 code for a protein of 1188 amino acids. Gene Ontology annotation, cellular component: nucleus; cytoplasm. Lineage: Eukaryota; Metazoa; Arthropoda; Insecta; Hymenoptera; Formicidae. Gene Ontology annotation, biological process: actin cytoskeleton organization; protein phosphorylation. The record is from RefSeq and is a predicted model, not a curated record.
UUCAUUAUUUUUGAAAUCUGAAUCUCCUAUGAUCCAUUAAUUAUUAUUUACAUAGAUGACACGUAAGUGGUUUACACUUUAUACACUAAUGCAGUUUAUUAUUUAUAUUUCACGCGUAAACACUCAACUCAACGCUCUGCCCAAAAUUUAAAAUUUGUACUCGCUGUCGAACGGCCGCCACCGAAGUCUCGCGACUUGAUCGCCUCGCGCAGCGCAGCGCUGCGAUCGCGGAUUCGGUCCGAGCCGUCCGAGGUCCGAGUCUACGCGAGCCCCGCGCCCAGUGGUCAAGCGGAUGGCAGCGGAGUGGGAGUGUGUCAAUCGUGUUAUCCGUGAUGGAUGAAGUCACGACGAGCGAUCCAGGAGGUGGGGAAGGUAGAGGAACGUUAAUAUGCGCCGGUUGUCUCAAUGCCAUCGAAGACGAAUUUAUACAGGCAUUGAACCAAGAAUGGCAUAUUGAUUGCUUUCGGUGUUCAGCAUGUGACAUCAGCCUAUCCUCCUGGUACUUUGAGAAGGAUGGCUUGCUGUUUUGUAAGGAUGACUAUUGGGCUGCUUAUGGCGAGGCAUGUCAGGACUGUGGUCAGAUCAUCACGGGUCCCGUUAUGCUGGCAGGUGACCACAAGUUUCAUCCGGAAUGUUUUGCUUGUACCUCGUGUGGUGCUUUCAUUGGAGAUGGCGAGAGUUAUGCGCUUGUCGAGCGGUCCAAGUUGUACUGCGGCAUUUGUUACAAACGGCAAAUGCAACCAAUUAACAGGGCGGCGAACUACCCUUUCGCCAGGAAACCACAUAGCAUCAGGCUAGUCGAAAUACCCCCUAGCACGACAGAUCCAGAUAAACAAAGAGGAAUCAAACUCACGUUAGACACAGCUCCCAGUCCCCGAAGUUGUGGUGCUUUAUUGCGCAUCUCAGAGUUAAUGAGAAAUAUUCGUGGAAAGAUCAGUAAGCUGCUAGCCUCUGUGAUGGAGGUUCUAUUUAGGCUAUGCUGCCACUUCUCUAAUCAUAGAUUGAACACGUCAAGCGAUCUUAUAUCGUUACAUAUUGGUGACCGAAUCUUGGAAGUAAAUGGGACCCCCGUUAAAGAUCAGCCGGUGGAAAGUAUCGAAAAUCUCAUACAAUAUUCGGACACAGUUUUACAAUUGACUAUCGAGCACGAUCCAGAUGCGGUAUCACGACGGCCUACGUUCUCCUCACCGUCCUCUGCGACGCUGACAUGUGUCGGUAGUCCCAGGACAAGUCCCGAAAGCAAAGAACGGCUGUUUAAGCGCCGGGACGAGGGUUACAUCAGCGGUGCGCGGAGCCGACAAUUACGAAGAACGAGAGAUCCUAUGCAUAAAGAACGCAGCAGUUCUAUGUCGCGAUUGCUUGACGGAUCUUCUCCAACGAAUCCUACUUACGACUUGAGUCGCACCAGAUCCUUCCGCGUAGAGCCAAAGAAUCAGAGAAUAUUUCGAGCGAGUGAUCUGGUGAAGGGCGAGCUUCUGGGUAAAGGAUUCUUUGGACAAGUAUUCAAGGUCACGCAUCGCGAGACGGACGAGGUGAUGGUUCUCAAGGAAUUGUACAGAGUGGACGAGGACGCCCAAAAGAACUUCCUAAAAGAGGUUGCGGUGCUGCGGUCAUUGCACCAUAACAACGUUCUUCGAUUUAUCGGUGUUCUUUAUAAGGACAAAAAACUGCAUUUGGUUACCGAAUACAUAGCAGGUGGCACAUUAAGGGCCCUGCUUCACGAUACGAACGAACCAUUGCCGUGGGAACAGCGUACAUCUUUCGCGAAAGACAUCGCUGCCGGCAUGGCCUACUUGCAUUCUAUGAACAUCAUUCAUCGCGAUUUGAAUUCGCACAAUUGUCUCGUUCGCGAAGAUAAAACUGUUGUCGUCGCCGAUUUUGGUCUGGCAAGGAUUAUUCAGAAUGGCAGCUCGCCAGAUAAUCGCAAAUACAAUCGACAUUCCGAUGGAGAGGUGAAGACUUCAAGGAAAGAACGGAAGAAACGAUAUACAGUUGUCGGAAAUCCUUAUUGGAUGGCUCCCGAGAUGAUGAAAGGUAAUAAGUACGAUGAAAAAGUGGACAUAUUCAGCUUCGGUAUCGUCGUCUGUGAAAUCAUAGGUCGAGUACAGGCAGAUCCUGAUUAUUUACCGAGAUCCUCGGAUUUUGGUUUGAAUCAAAAUGUCUUCAAGGAAAAAUUCUGUUCCAAUUGCCCAGAAACCUUUUAUAUGAUCGCAUUUCUUUGCUGCGAUUUGAAUCCUGAUAAGAGACCGCCGUUUGAAGUUAUGGAAGUUUGGCUAGAAGGGCUGGCUAUGCAUUUAUCGGUAGGGGCUGAAUUGCCAGCAGAUCUAGACUUUGACAUCAGAAAUUAUAAAGGACCGAGUCCGAGCAGCAGUGAAUCCACGACUCCAGAAACUCUGGCACCGCAGUUGAAACCUAUUAAAGAAGGCCAGAUACAUCAAGAAAAAAAGCGAUCUAGUGGUUGCGAUGACAGUACUUUAGAACGUGAAAUAGAGCCUUUGUCGGGUAACACGCUUCACGUGCCUGAAGUCGUAAGUCCGCGUAACAGGUACACGAGACAAAAUAGCAAGAGCAGCGACAGUUCGGGUAAUAUAGGACGUUAUUCCAGACAAAAUUCUAAAUCAAAAGACUUUGUAUCCGACAAGGAGAAGCCUGAUAUCGUGAUCUCACCCGAUUCCAGUGGUUUUAGUGGACGAUAUCUGAGAAACAACAAUAUCAAAUCGAAAGAUACGUCUCCUGACAUUCCAAAUACUUAUUCGAAGCAGGAGAUAUACCCGAAACAGAUUGACGCAAAUGAGCACAAUCUGACUCGAGUAUCUACCAUAGAAAAAAUAAAGUAUGUAGGAAGUGCGAGUCCGUGCGUAGUCCCCGACGCUUCGGAAUAUAUAAUCGACAGUAAAGGUUCGUAUAAGAUUAAUAGUCUGAAACAUAAAUCGGCGGAGAAAUGUAACGAUACAAGCGGUAAGGCAAAAUCGGAGAGCAAAUUCAAAAUACCGGAUGCCGCGGGCUCCGUUGGUUCCUAUCUAAAGCAAAUUGGUAAAUCUAUUAAUGUUAUGGAGAAAGAAACUAAAGCGAUUAAUAAUACGGCAAACUGCAGUGAUAUCGAUACGAAGAGAGUAGUCAGUGAAAGCACAAAACCCUCUGCUGGAUCGUAUCUGCGAAGGACGAAAAUAUCACCAACCAAGGAGACAUCAAAGAAUGCAUUUUCCAAUAAAGAGACUGGCAAAGAUAAAGUUGAUGGCGUUUCGCCUCUACAGAAAUCCGUAGAAUCAAAAGUCCCACCGAGCCAAGAGAUUGUUGUGGGAAACGAAAAGAACAUCAAAGAUAGACUGUCCAGACAAGAGAGCAACGUGUCUGAUGUCGGUAGUAUCUUGUCGAGACAGGGAAGCCUCACAGUAUUAGAUUGUACAUCUAAAUAUAAAGAUUACUCACCAUUCAAUACUUUCACGAAGGAUGAUUUUCGUGAAGAUCAUUCCUUUGGAAAGCAAAAUUCAGGCCUGCAUCAUACAGAUAGUCUUUAUUCGAACUCUAGUAUUUCAAAGCAAGAUGACCUCUUUGGUGUACAUAACAAACAAAACAUGAACGACGACAUUAUUGGAACUAAAUCGAUGGGCAACGGUCCGAAAAACCCCAUCAUGACUUCGUCUAUUUAUACUAGUGAUUUAAAGGCAACGCCAAAUAGUUUGGCCGAGUACAACGGAUGCUAUAAGGGUAUCGACAUCUGUAGACAGGACAGUUUCGGUUCCGACAGCGCACUUGGCACUAUGAAGAGCGAUUUUUUCGCGGAUGUUGAUUUUGCGCAGAUGAGAGACGGCCGACAUACGCCGGAUUUGUGCCAUACGCCCGAAAGAUGCUGCACGCCUAAUCGUCCGACGUCACCGAUAGAAAGUACCGCUUUAUAAAUCAAAAAUACGUACACGACAGGAAGAGAAUAACGGUUCGUGUCGAGAUAACGUGCGUAAUCCCCGACGAUGAAUGAAUCUCACUUGCUACUAAUUUGAUCUCUUUAUUCAUAAUUCAUAAACUUUAUUCAUUAAGGUUCGAACAUGUAACGUGCUUAGUUUGCAGUAUUAACUUUUUAGCCAGAGUUUACUUCGUCCAUUAUCUCUAGUGUACUGAGCGAAAAAAAGAUUCGUAUAUUGACUUUAAUGAGCGCAAUACUUUGAGUACAAUAUUUGUUUUUAAAAACUUCCUGAAAGGGAGACAUAUAUCUUUAUUUUAUUGUUGAAAUCAAAUUUGAAAUGUUUAAAAUUGAUGCAAGGCAAAUAUGAAACCUCGGGCUGGAGAUGUUCCCAUUAAAUGUAAAUCAAAAUGUUGUCUUGCUAAAGAAAGUAAUGAUAAUGCGAGUACUCAGUAUUAAAUUUAACUUGCUGAUUUAUAUGAAUUUUUAGAUUGUAAUGACGUCAGUUAAUUAGCCAUUAAGGACUAUUACAUUCCUAGGAGUUCUUGCCAUGCGGUUUUCAAAUGUAGGAUUUAAAGCGACAAAACGCGGCAAAAGCCAUUCCAUCCAAAAUACUUUAGAGCCGAGAUUUUAAUAAGUACGAUAUUACUAGUGUGCUCGAAAAAGCGACACUGUGAAUACAGUCGAUUUUGCAAGAUACAAAUCACACUACACGACUGCAGAAUCAAAAACCGUCAGAAGUACGAAGUUAGAAGUUAAACGUUUUAAAGUUUUGUAAGUCGAUGCAAAAUAUGUUUUCCCUGAGGCUACACGAUCAUGUACGUUUCCGUUAAAUUAUAAACACCAUCAUGUAGACUCGGUUCUUUGUAGAAUAGAAAAUGUAAAAAAUGGUGUUGUUUGUUUCAGGACAUACAGAUGUACAUCACAAUGUAAAAAUAUUGUAUACGUUUUAUAAUACUGCUUUAUAUGUACAGACCGAUUGAUAUAUUAUAUAUGUAUGUAUAUAUACGUGCAUAUAAAUAUAUACAAUACAUGCGACGUUUAUAUCUUCGUUACAUUCGCGCAACUGUUUUCGAUUUUGACAAGAUUAUGUGUAUAUUAAAAAUGAAUUAUAUUUAUGUAUUUUUUUUACUGACAUUGAUACGCUUCUUUUUUUUAACGAGGAUAUAAACGAUAGCAGUAGUAAGUAUCGUGUGUAUAAAAGAGCAAAUAAUUUGUAUAUAAUUUUGUAUAUAUCCAAAUAUUUGUAAUUUUCAGAACACACCGAUCGAGAUAUUUGAGUAACGAUAAGUUUUAUACUUGCAACAUAAGUAUGCAACUAAUUUUUCUUCCCAUAUUCUAUUUCGAAGUAUAUUGCCGUUCUUUUUUUAAAUCGCAUGUUGAUAUAGUUCAUGCUAUAGUUCAUGACGUUUAGAUGAAAUUAUAUGCUUUUAUAGAUACAGUUCCAAGCAACAAUUUUCAUGCUUAUAUUAAAAUAAUUUCAAGUUUCUUUUCAUUUUAUCACCAACAAAAUCAUUUCACAUUAGAUUGUAUGCAAAUAAUGCGAUUAUUUAUCUUGAUCAGAAAAUAAGUUUCUUUCGGAAACAGUUAUACAUUGAUUAAUAUAUUAUUUUAAAAAUAAACGUUUAUUACUUAUAUAAUAAUGGUAUUAUCAAAUUGCUUACAUCGAUAAUACAUUUCAUGAUUAGCCUUGCGAUCGUAUUCUUUUUUUAACUCAAAGGCUGCAAUUGGAUGCACGAAAGAAGCCCAAUCAAACAGUCUCGGUCUUUAUUUCUCUUUGUGUAUGUGACAUAUAAAGGGAACAGUAUCGCUAAAUGUUACUCGAUGAUAUCGCAAACGUUUAUCACGUAGAACAAAUUCCAAAAUAUCACUAAACGCGUGUCCAAUCAUAGAGACGGACGUUAUGUGCAAUAAUUGUAUGGCUUGCUGUAUGUACACGGUAGAGCUAGCCUAAGGGAUUAUUCACGGCUUGUCAUUAGUUGAUGAGAGCAAACUAAUUAGCGAGCUAAGGUCGAGCGCUUCGUGAAAUUGCAAGAUUACGUUGUGAAAAAGAAAAAAAUUCGCGUUCUCACGUCUGAACUCGAUUCCACGACGGGACGAUCUUAUACUCUAAUUAAAUAUGGGAUGAAGAGAGCAGAUGAUUACAGAUAUUCAGCGUUGAAUCUCUGCGGCGUGUUUGCCUAUUGCAAACGUAAACGGCUGUUUAAAAAACCGAUAGAAAAUGACAGAAACAUUAAACGUUAUUGAAAUUCUAUCUAAUGUUAUUACAGUUAUUGUUUCAAUAAGACACAUAUUUGAGUUAUUACAAAAAAGUUAUAUAUUUCUAUCAGUUCUUAAUAGUAUUUUAUUUAAACACUUAAAUACUUAUCUGAACGUGUUUUUCUAUACAACUUGUCGAGUUAUAUAUCUAAUCCAUUCUGAAAACUGAUUUGGUUUUUACAUAUAUUAAAAAAGAUAGAUAAUUUACAUAUGUGUGUGUAAAAAAUAUAUAUAAAAAACAAAAUUUAGAAUUAAAGUAUUAUGCAAUACAUAGUAAUAAAUAUACAUAAAUUAAAAACGUAGGAUAAUAUCAAUUUCGACAAAACACGAUCAGAUAAAUAAUUAUUAAAAAUGAUUAUUAAAUUGUAUGAUAAAUAAUAUAAAAAAGAUAACAAAUAUGAUAUUUAUAAAUCAAAAACAUGAUAGGAUUGUAUGAAUUUCUUAUCUAAUUCUAUCGGAUUUUUUAAGCAGGUGAGGAAGCGAUUGGAUAAAUCAAAACCUAAGGAGUAGUACAUGUCUGAAAAUAUGCGUAAUUAAUUGUCGCGGAUCGCUUGGAAACUUUUAAUAAUGCGAGAGAAAAUGGAGUUUAUAAUCGCAGGGGAUGACAGUAUUAACAUUACUCGCUACAUAUUGUUGCUUGGUAGUGGAUGUGUACGUUUGCUAUCGUAACUCUUUAACACAUAGUGGGCACAAAGAUCGCGAUUAAGACCUAAGAGAUAUCUGUGGAAUGAGUAAACAUUAUUUUUAUAGCUCCUGUAAAUUUUUGAUAGCCAACACGACCAUCGAUAGAUUGAUAUACAGGGUGCCUGGAUCAUUAGCGCGUUAAUUCGUAAAAACUAAUUAAAGCCGUAAUGAUGAGGCAUCCUAUAUAAUCCCCGAUUGUUUAUAUUUUUAUUCUCUUUCCUGUAAAUCUAUUCGUUUCAUGGUCUGAUACGUAGUUUCGAGCAGAUAUUUUUUAUAGAAGUCAUAGAGAGGAAGAGAGAAAACUCUAUAAUAUCUAAUUGACAACAUAAUUUUGUACACGGAAAGAUAUUCUUGUAAUUAUUGUCGGCCUAAUUUCGCAUAGAAUCCCGCGGUAAUUUUUCACAUGCAACUUCCGACUUUGUAACCGAAUUACGAGUUAUUUUUUUACAUAAAGGUGCGGAUCUGAAUUUAAACGUGGUGCCGCGAGACACAAUAAUUGUUUCAUCGCGCGCGAUAUUUUGGGUCUCUCUCUAUUUAAUGCAAUACUCACCUAAUUAAUAAUUAAUAUCGAUACCAUUGCUGUAACCAGGCGAACAUCGGAAAAUUCAGCACGAUGCGAAAAGAUUGGCUGGCAAUAGAAAAAAAAAGGGAAAUGAUCUUGAGGAGGACAUUUUUACAUUCAUUGGUGGCACAUGAACUCAAAAUCGUCCUGAAAUCAUCGAAUUCCUAAACAGGAGCAAUGAUUGCGUUAUCGGCCACACACGAGACUGUAUAUAUUGUUUUACACGAGUGGGCGGACGAGAUCGAAAUGCGAUUCCGAGAUAUUCGUCCGCUGUCACGACAAACAACGGCGUAUAUCUCGAUGACGAUUAGUUUCUACGUCGACGAUCUACUCGGCGACAACAGAGAACGAACGGCAGACGUUUUUAUACCACUUUCAGUGCGUAUUCGUUACCCGUAAAAGUUUACGAAUGAGUUUUCACGCAGAGUUCUAUAUGUGAGACAAGUGUUUUAUUUAACAUUCCGAUAACUUAGCGAAAAAAAAAAAUACAAAAUAAACCGUUGACAGUAUA